CGCCUGACACUUGGGGAGUCGGUUUCCCCCAUUGGAGCCUGAUGAGUCUCCACUCAGAUUAAAUGGACGCAUAGGCAUACAGCACCUGACGUUUUUACAGUGCGAUGGAUAAGACCUUUGCUCCUGAUGUCAAGGUCAGGCUUGAAAAGAGUACCUCCCAUCUGCCGCUCAGCCCCCACAGCAGGGGGCAGUGGUCCAGUAAAAUUGAGUUCCUUCUGGCUGUAGCGGGACAGAUCAUUGGCCUUGGGAACGUGUGGAGGUUUCCCUAUCUGUGCUACAAGAAUGGAGGUGGAGUCUUCUUCAUCCCAUAUGUGUUGUUCCUUUUCACCUGUGGGAUUCCUCUGUUUCUCUUGGAAACCUCGAUGGGACAGUACACCAAACAGGGUAGCAUCACGGGCUGGAAAAAAAUUUGUCCCUUAUUUCAAGGGAUUGGUUACGGUAGCCAGGUGGUUGUUUUGUACUCAAGCAUCUAUUACAUUAUUAUUUUGGCCUGGGCAUUCCUGUAUCUCUUCUCAUCUUUCAGCACUGAACUUCCCUGGGCAAGCUGCAGAAACAGCUGGAACACGAAAACAUGUGUGGAAUUCGAUCGAUUGAGUAAUUUAAAUGUGACCAUAGCGGCAAAUGCAACAUCACCUGUGCGAGAAUUUUGGGAGAGAAGAGUUUUGGACCUAUCAGGAAGUGUCCAUGAGCUUGGGGGGAUCCGAUGGGAGUUGGCUAUGUGCCUUCUGCUUUCCUGGGUAUUAUGUUACUUUUGUGUCUGGCAGGGAGUGAAGUCCACUGGAAAGGUGGUCUACUUCACUGCCACAUUCCCCUAUUUGAUGUUAGCAGUACUUUUGGUGCGGGGUCUGACACUGCCAGGAGCCUUAAAUGGUAUUAAGUUUUAUUUGUACCCGGACCCGUCCCGCCUCAGUGACCCUCAGGUGUGGAUGGAUGCUGGGACUCAAAUCUUCUAUUCCUAUGCAAUCUGCAUUGGGUGUUUAAUGGCUCUCGGCAGCUAUAAUAAGUACAAUAACAACUGUUACAAAGAUUGUGUGUACUUGUGCCUUCUAAACAGUGGGACUAGUUUUGUAGCUGGGUUUGCCAUUUUCUCAGCUUUAGGCUUCAUGGCGUAUGAGCAGAAUACAGAAAUAUCAAAAGUGGCUGAAUCAGGUCCUGGUUUGGCAUUUAUUGCUUAUCCUCGAGCAGUCGCCAUGAUGCCUUUCCCUCAGAUUUGGGCCAUUUUCUUCUUUAUUAUGAUCAUCUUACUGGGACUUGACAGUGAAUUUGUGGGACUAGAAGCCUUGGUUACAGCCAUUUCAGACCUGUACCCCUCCUACUUUCACGUGGGACAUCGGCGCAAGUUCCUUCUUCUCUCCAUCUGUGUCGUCAGCUUCUUUAUUGGCUUGAUCAUGGUUACAGAGGGGGGGCUCUACAUCUUCCAGUUGUUCGACUACUACGCCUGCAGCGGCAUGACUCUGCUGCUCUUCGCCUUCCUUCAGUCUGUGUCCAUUGGAUGGGUCUAUGGCAUUACCGUUUUUAUUGAUAACAUUGAUGGACAGAUUGGAUACAGGCCUCUUCCAAUCAUAAAGUAUUGUCUUAAGUUUGUCACACCAGUCAUCUGUUUGGGGACAUUUGUAUUUUCUCUGGUCAAAUACACUCCUCUGAAGUUCAACAACAUUAUAGAGUAUCCAUGGUGGGGCUAUGCUCUGGGCUGGUGGUUCACUCUCUCCUCCACUCUCAUGGUCCCAAUCAUUAUGGUCUACAUGUUGAGCAUCACCCCAGGAACACUACGAGAGAGAUUCUCCACCCUGUGCACACGAUCAAAUGACCUGCCUUUGACGAAGCCGGAGAGAAAAGCCCUGGAGCUGCUGGACAUGAGCUCGUGCAUCGAUAGAAAGUUGUCCCAGUGACAACUUUAAGGCACAGUUCGGUUUGUGCACUUUUUUA
Messenger RNA from Periophthalmus magnuspinnatus, 1926 nucleotides. RefSeq names its product sodium- and chloride-dependent GABA transporter 2-like. Gene Ontology annotation, biological process: sodium ion transmembrane transport. NCBI's taxonomy places the organism in Eukaryota, Metazoa, Chordata, Actinopteri, Gobiiformes, Gobiidae. The transcript has 16 exons. The record is from RefSeq and is a predicted model, not a curated record. The coding region runs from base 105 to 1889 and encodes 594 amino acids. Gene Ontology annotation, cellular component: membrane.